Molecule: messenger RNA, 857 nt
Organism: Sinocyclocheilus grahami
Lineage: Eukaryota; Metazoa; Chordata; Actinopteri; Cypriniformes; Cyprinidae
Product: E3 ubiquitin-protein ligase TRIM39-like
Exons: 5
Coding region: 87-857 (256 amino acids)
Molecular function (GO): protein binding
Source: RefSeq, a predicted model, not a curated record
CAGUAAAGGAGAGAAUUUGACUUCUGAUAAUGAAGAGACACAUAAAGAUGCGAAGGGCUACAGCGUGAAACACAGGAUCACUGUGCAUGAGUCAGUGUAGAGUCAAACUGAGACAUCAUAUGGUGCAAACUGACAUUAUUGUCUCAAGUAAAAUAUUUCACAUCUGGAGAACAUCAGUCAUUUGCAUGUCAAUAACAGUUGUUCUCAGCAUCAUUACUGCAGUUGCAGUUGCUACUUUUGUUUACAUAAGAAGAGUUCGCUAUUUGAGGAGGAUUCAAAAAGAGUUCACAAAGACAAUGAAAUAUGCAGCGGAUGUGACACUGGAUCCAGAUACAGCUCAUAAGUGUCUCAUCUUGUCUGAAGAUGGGAAACAAGUGCGACGUGGAGAAAAAAAACAGAAUGUCCCAGACAACCCUGAGAGGUUUGAUAAAUGUGGGAAUGUCCUGGGAAAGCAGGGAUUCUCCUCUGGAAGGUUUUAUUUUGAGGUGCAGGUGAAGGGGAAGACUAAUUGGGAUGUAGGAGUGGCCAGAAAAUCCAUUACCAGAAAGGGGAAGAUCACACUGAGUCCUCAGAAUGGUUACUGGACAGUGCGGUUGAGAAAUGGGAACCAGUAUAGUGCCUGUGCUGGACCCACUGUCUCUCUCUCCCUGAAAGUCAAGCCUCAGAAGUUGGGUGUGUUUGUGGAUUAUGAGGAAGGCUUGGUCUCUUUUUCUGAUGUGGAGUCCAGGUCUCAUAUCUACUCUUUCUCCGAUCAGUGGUUCACUGAGGAUCUCUAUCCGAUCUUAAACCCAUGUACAAACAUUAAAAGCAAAUACUCUGCCCCACUGAUCAUCUCAUCUGUUAAUUUCAAUGAGUGA